Cladocopium goreaui is the source of this 4797-nucleotide messenger RNA. The record is from the annotation of a GenBank genome assembly. NCBI's taxonomy places the organism in Eukaryota, Dinophyceae, Suessiales, Symbiodiniaceae.
AUGAAGCCGAAACCUCUCCCGGCAAACCCCGAGGUGCUCGUGGUCGACGUCGAAAAAGAAAAGGCCAUCACCGACAAGACCGAAGUCGAAAGCCCCGGCGGAAGCGAAGGGCCACCCAGGAGAGAACUGCAUCCGGUGGUGCCCUGGGAAAACUUGGAAGAUGAUUUGAAUGAUGAGAUGAGGACUUGGAUAGAGUCUCAUCCCGUGGCAAACCUUUCAGCAGCUCAACUUAUUGACCACUUUGUUGGCCAAAUUUGGAAGUCUGACUUUUCCUUCAGAGAGUAUUUAGGAUGGAGCCUGCAACCCACGGAGGUGUCAGACGAGAAGGUUCGAAAUCUCUUCCCGCUUCCCCUUUGGUUUGAUGAUGUUCAAGCUCUGAGAGAGGUUAUUAACCGGGGUGAGCACGGUGAGAAGAAAGACAAAAGGAGAGGAGGAUCCCUGACAAAGGGACAGGGCCAGAGGCCUGGCAUGGACUGGUCAACUUUCUUUACGGUGACAGAGCAAAAAGAUCACGGCCCCCCUCCGGGUUCGCAUGCCACUGCUGCUCAAGAAAAGGCGCUUUGUCGCAUCUGGGACCAACUGAAGGUCACGGUCUUCUUGGAUGACAAAGAUGUUCGGGGUGUGCCAAGAACCCCACUGGCGGAGUGGAAACAUUCAGUCCAGGAAGUUGGCAUCAGCUACACCGGGGAGUUAGUCCAAAAAGCUUGUGCAAUCACUUUGGAGCAGAUCCUGCCUGGAUUGCCCAAUGCUGAGCAUGGGGGCUUGGUGAACCUGACGGAGUUACUUAGCCCAGAGUUGGCGAAAAUGUUGGAGAGCCCUGGGAAGCUGGUCAAAGAGCGGUGUUUGGGACCGCGGCCAAAACCCCGCGUCCGCUGCAGCGAUGAAGCAUGGCCAGCGGUGGCCAAGGCAUUGUGGGACCGUGGGCUGGUGGCACCUUGUGAGUUUAUCCCUACAGUGGAUGAUGUGCCAGCUUUAAACGGUGCGUUUGGGGUGCCCAAGGCAGACGCUUUCCUCCCCUCGGGUGAGGAGAUCCUCAGGCUGAUAAUUGAUCUGCGCUGCACCAACUGGAUGAUGGAGCAGAUAGAGGCGGACACAGGGAGCCUCACAGGAGCAGCGACCUCCCAACGGAUAGUGGUGGAAGAAGGGAAGGAGCUGCUAAUCAGUGGCGAAGAUCUGACGUCUGCUUUUUAUCUUUUCAGGUUGCCAAAGGUAUGGAUCAAUUAUCUCCUUCUGGAAAAACCCGUACGCAAAAGCCUAGUGGGGCUUGACGGCUCUGGGCAUUGUUACCUGGGGCUCACUGUGUUGCCCAUGGGAUGGCAUAGCUCAGUGGGGCUCAUGCAGGCGGCUCAUCGAAGGCUUGCCUUGAGCUCGCCCCUGAACGGGGGAGCCGGGUUGCACCAACUGGCCGAAAUCACCCGGUUGUCAGAAUUCCCCGAGCAGAAUGAGCACGCAGGAUGGAGCAUGUACCUGGAUGACACAACCAUCGUCGAACAGGUGGCAGCCCAUGGAGUGGAGUCACUGAAGGACAAGCCCCAACCUGAACAAGAGAAGUUGAAGAGGGCUUACGAAUGGUGGGGCAUUCCCACUAACUCCAAAAAGCAAUUGGUGCGUGAAAGCCGCGCGGAGAGAUUCGGUGCGGUGUUGGAUGGCAAGCAGGGGAUCUUGAGAGGAAGCACCAAGCGGUGUUUGGAAGUGAUGUCCUUGGGGGCUUAUAUACGAGAGCAUGUGGAGGUGGACCGAAAAGUCUUGCAGAUCUACAGUGGAAAGAUGGUUCACCUGUUUCAGUUCCGUCGGUGUCUGUUCGCAGGCAUGGAAGUCAUCUUCACAGCAAUCGCCCAGGGUCCCCAGAAAUGCCUGGUUACCAAGGAGCUGGUGGAUGAAACGCUGAUGCUUGAAGGCCUGCUGCCCGUGGCCAUGUUCAACUUGAAAGCAGCAGUUGAUCCGGUGGUGACCGCCAAGGCCGAGUCCUUGCUUGAGGGACGGCCUUUGGAGGAGGAGAAAAGAGAGGUGCCAGAAGAGAUCAGCGGUGAAGAAAGGGUCCUUGUGAUUGACCUUUUUGCUGGCAUAGGGGGCCUAGGUGAGGCCCUGAAGAAAGCUGGGGUUCCUUGGAGACAUCUGGUGGCAGUUGAAAAAGACGCCAACUGCAGAAGACUGCUACGGAGAGCUCAUCCAGGUUGUGAGUUUGUGGUGGACAUUAAGAAUUUUGACAAAGGAGCUCUGAAAAAGGCGAUAGGAAAGGUGCCAAAUAUCACAGGAAUCGUGGUUGGCGGUGGUAGUCCGUGCCAGGGACUGUCAACGCUAUCGUCAGAGAGAAAGCACCUGGCCGAUGAGCGCAGCGCCCUUUUCUUUGAGGCGGUUCGGGUGCUCGAGAUGGUUCAGAAAGAAGCAGCUGAGCAAGGAAUCUGGGCAGUCCGGUUUGUGGAAAAUGUGGUAGCGGACUAUGAGGACAUUGAGGAGAUGAGUGAGGCCCUCAAGAUGGAACCAGUGAUGGUGGAUGCCCGGCACAUGUCGCUGGCCAGGCGGCCCCGUUUGUUUUGGCUGUCGGUGACACUCGCUGACGAGGAGGAAAUUGACAGCAUUCCAAGAAGAGGGUUCGUCGAAAAGGUCUAUCGGUCCAAGGUGUUGGAGGAGCCAUCAGAUUUUCUGGACGAAGGUUGCUCCUGGCCAGCCUGGGCUGAGAACAACAAGUUGCGGUUUCCAACCAUGACUCGGGCAAUACGGAGGAAGAAGCCCCCACCGAAUCCGGUGGGAUUGGAAAAGGCUGAUGAAGAGACACGAAGAAGGUGGUUGGGAGACCAGUUUAGGUACCCACCAUACACCUACCACAAGGACUUCAUGAUCCUGGAAGACGGUGCGCUCAGACCAUUGCGUGCCAAGGAAAGAGAGGUGCUCAUGGGGUUCCCCCCGGGCCACACAGAAAAACUUUUGAAGAAGAAGCCGACCAGUGAGGAGGAGAAGCAAAGCUCAGAGGACCUCCGCUCGGCGGCAAUUGGAAAUUCGUUUCACACCAAUUCAGUUGCAGCGCUGUUUGAUCAUUGCUUCAGCAGCAUGGGCCUGAAGACCAGAAAGGGGCCAACCAAGAUAGUUGAAGAGUACCUCGCAAAGCUGAGGGAGAAAAUCAAGGAAGAGAUCGAGGUAGCAGGUGAUGAAGCAGCAGAGGAUAUAGAUGAGGAGGAGGCAGCAGAGACAGAGGGCCUGGAAGAUCAUGAGACCCAGAGCGUGAUUGGUGCGGAGCACUGUGAGUUACUGGAGCGCGAGGCCCAGAACCAGCAGCUGCUGGAUGACACAGUGCGCUCUGAUGAGCGUCUGAGCCAGGCACUUGUGGCAGCUUACAUUCGAAGGCAGGAGUAUCGGGGCUCCGAUGUCAAGCUCGAUCUUGGGUCUUUGUAUCGACCGGACUCAUUUCCGAGGGGGUCGAUCCAGGCAAACCGCUGGAAGUGGCAUACUGCCACCGCUUACCGGUUUCGCAUCACUGAGCACAUCAAUUGCUUGGAGCUCAGAGCAUUGGUGCAGGGCCUGGAGUGGAGGUGCCGGAAGGCUUGUUUUGGAGAUUGUAGGGCCCUCCACCUCACGGACUCUCAGGUUGCCCUAGCGGUGGCGGUAAAAGGAAGAUCCAGUUCCCGUGCGCUCAAUCGGUUGCUGAAGCGGUAUGCGGCCUUGCAGAUUGGAAGUGGGGUGUAUCCUCUGUUGGCUUGGCCGACGAACCAAGCAGGAGGUAUGCCACCGAAGGCUAGAGUGGUAAUCGCUGCAGCCGCCAGCACGCAAGAGCGACAAAGGGAACGAAGAAAGAUUGGAUCGCUAAAAGGACAAGUCAUUGCUGCCAAGACGGAAGAGCGCUAUCACACCUGCUAUGAAGCAUUUUUGAAGUUUCACCGUUUGCAUAGAAAUUUUUCGGUUCCUGCGGCAGAGGUCUUCGACGAGAUGACUGCCGAAUUCAUUGAAAGUCUGUGGGACCAAGGUGAACCCAAAUCACAGGCUAACUACACCCUUGCGGCCAUUCAGUUUUUCAAGCCUCAGGUGAAGCAUCACUUGCCGUGGAGCUGGAAACUGGUGAAACUCUGGCAAUCCCUCGAAUUGCCACAGAGGGCAACUCCGUUGUGCCAAAAAACGUUAAUGGCCCUAUCCGGGCAAGCGUUUCGUUGGAACCAGCAGGCCUUUGGGUGGCUCCUGGUGAUUGGCUUCACCCUGUUUCUUCGUACAGGGGAGUUGCUCAGCAUCCAAGCAAAGGAUGUGAUCCUCACACGAAACAGUGGGGUGCUUUAUCUUCCCCCAUCUAAGACGGGGAAGCGCAACUUCUUACCUUUGGAACGAGUGGAAAUCCAGGAACGUGCAACCAUCCAGGCGUUCACCGCGCUGCUUCGUAACAAAGCUCCUGGAGACUUUUUGUGGGGGCAAUCCCGAGGACAGUUUAUGUCACUCUGGCACUCCAUCAUCCAAAGCCUGAAGUUGGAUGGAAUGGCCUACUUACAGUCUCAGGCGCGGUGGCGCUACCAGCGCUUACAAGGCUGGAUCCUCUUUGGAUCAGCUGGUCAGCCGUGGCCGAUGGGCUCAUGUCCAAACUGCCAGAUUGUAUUUGGACACUGGCAUGCAGGCCCUGGCCAAUAUUACCAUCCCUCCCUCUGCCCAACCCCUUCUCCAUCGCGCCACUGCUGCCUUUUUGGCGGCAAACCAGGAAGGGACGCGUGGAAGGGCAGGAGCCCAUCAAGCAGGAGGCCUCUUGUGAGGAACCUGCAUUUGGGUGAGGAGAGAGCGUUGCCUCUGUGUCAAAGGGCACGGGACAGGCUCCAAGGAUGGUAA